AUGCGCGAGGCCGCGGGGGUGGAGGCGCGUCGUUCGGCGCGAUGCGUCCUCAUGGUCUGCGACUUCUUCUACCCGCAGUUCGGCGGAAUCGAGACGCACAUCCUGCACCUCUCGCAGGCGCUGGCCAAACAAGGCUGCAGGGUCUGUGUGCUCACGCACGCGUACGGAGACCGGAAGGGCGUGCGGUACAUGGAGGGGGACAUCAAAGUGUUCUACGCGCCGAGAUGGUGCAUGCCGCUCUCCGUAGCAGCGCCGUCGAUCUUCCUGUCCCAGUCCCUGCUGCGGUCCAUCGUCGUCCGCGAACAGGUUGACGUCGUCCACUGCCACCAGGCGUUCUCCGUGCUGGCGCUCGAGGCGAUGCUCGCCGCCAAGCCCCUGGGCUGCCGCCUGGUCUUCACCGACCACUCCCUCCUCGGCCUGGCCUCCCCGGGGGGGGUACUAAUAAACAAACUCAUGAAACUCCUCCUCUCCGACGCGGACCGCAUCAUCUGCGUGUCCCACAUCGCCCGCGAGAACACCGUCCUCCGCGCCUGCGUGCCGCCCGACCAGGUCUACGCGAUCCCCAACGCCAUCGACGCCGACCACUUUCCGCCCCGCGCCCCCGCCGCGCUGCCCGCGCAUGUCUGCGCGAAGCACGACGGCGUCGACUUCGUGGUCGGCGGGGACGGGCCGGAGCGGCCGGUGCUGGAGGACAUGGUCGUGUCGCGGGGGCUGGAGGGGCGCGUGAGGCUGCUGGGGUCCCUCGAGCCGGGCCCCGAGGUGGGCGCAGUGCUGCGUCAGGCGCACGUGUUCUUGACGACCAGUCUGACUGAGUCGUUCUGCAUGGCGGCCGUCGAGGCCGCGUGCUCCGGUCUCCUGGUCGUAGCGACUGCAGUCGGGGGCGUGCCGGAGGUCCUGCCUCCAACGAUGAUGGAGUUGGCAGAACCCAAUCCGGCAUCUGUUGUCGCGGCGGUGGACAGGGCGCUGCAGCGGCUGCAUCUGACGGAUCCGCAGGCGCAGCAUGCGCAGAUCCGCGGGAUGUACAACUGGCGGGACGUCGCGGAGCGCACGGAGGCGGUGUACGAGGCUUCGGAGACGUACGCAGGGGAGGACUCGCUGGCGGAGCGGCAGCGGCGGUACCGGCGUGGCGGGCGGCUCGCCGGGCUGCUCAUGUGCGCGAUGGCUGCGCUCAUGCAGGUCUGGCUGGCGGCGCUGUCGUGGGCGAUGCCAGCCCAGGACAUGGAGCACUGGCCACGCCUUGCGGGGGCGGCGAGGGCGCAGCUGGCAUGUGUUUCCGCGCGACGAGGAUCUGGCAAGGUGCUUGGUGAUACGUAG
This is a messenger RNA of Pedinophyceae sp. YPF-701, 1314 nucleotides long. Lineage: Eukaryota; Viridiplantae; Chlorophyta; Pedinophyceae. The record is from the annotation of a GenBank genome assembly.